This is a messenger RNA of Orycteropus afer afer, 837 nucleotides long. The record is from RefSeq and is a predicted model, not a curated record. NCBI's taxonomy places the organism in Eukaryota, Metazoa, Chordata, Mammalia, Tubulidentata, Orycteropodidae.
AUGGGAAAAGUACCCUCCAUCUCUGAUAGAGCUAUCCAGUGUGGAGAUGCAGGACUGGGGAAACCAUUUUGUCAAUCACAUGAGUCAUCUCGGAGUCAAAAUGAAGGAACUCCAAAGCAGUGCCCACUGGAUGUUUUCUUAUGUGGAAUUGGCUAUGCCUUUGUUUUCUCUGGUUCCCUCUCAUUUAUGGUGAUCCCAUCCAUUAUCCCUAUAUCAGCACUGGCGAGAUACAUACAUCAUGUGUGCACUGGCCCAACUGGUGCAUCUACCUUCAAGGCUGUGCCACAGAAACUUCAAAAUGGCAGGAUUGCUCUUACUGGGUCUCUUCCCAUCAAGGCUAUGAUCAAAUCCCUAUCACUUUGGGCCAUUUUAGUCUCUUGUUUCUGUGAAUUCUGGCUUUCUGAUACAUUGAUGAUGUAUACACCAGCAUUCAACUGCUCUGUACUUCAAGUUAACCUCAGGGAUGAAAGUAUAGAGAAAGCUUGUUCAGUUAUUUUCUUGAAUGUUUUAAUAUCUAAUCUCCUGUCUCCCAUAAUCGGGUCUUUGACAAGUUUUCUCCUUUCUAGAAAAAUUCUCAGAUUUAUAACUGUAAGGAAACUCUUCACUGGCAUAGGUAAAGGAUACACAGGCUUUCCCAAAGGACUAACACAGAUCUUUGUGCACAUAGCUGGAGCUGUCUCUCCCACUGCUGCCAAAUUUUUCAUCAGUCAGAGUUACCAGAAUCAUACUAUUUCUCCAAUGAGCAUUGGUCUGGAUUUCAAUUCAACUUUCAGUUCUUUUCUAAAUUCCAAUAUUGACUGGAGGUCUCCAUGGUCCAACAAGCUUACCUGUGAAUGA